Messenger RNA from Phanerochaete carnosa HHB-10118-sp, 355 nucleotides. RefSeq lists its product as uncharacterized. Lineage: Eukaryota; Fungi; Basidiomycota; Agaricomycetes; Polyporales; Phanerochaetaceae. The transcript has a single exon. Bases 24 to 251 code for a protein of 75 amino acids. The record is from RefSeq and is a predicted model, not a curated record.
CUCGGUUAAUUGAAUAGGGGCAUAUGUCAAAAGUCCAAGCCACCCUCUGUUGCUGGUGCUGUGGCCGGUGCGCGGCUGUGUAUCAAGAUCUGUGCUCCGCGCUAGCUACUGUGGCGUUUUACUGUCUGGGCCCGUUGUGGGAGCCCAUGCCAGCCUCAUUGUCAGCUGCCGCCAUUGUAGGGCCUAUAGUGGCCAUGCGGGGCAAGGCAGGUAUAUACAUGUCAUACUCGUACUGGAUGCCAGGAAGAUGAAAUGGUUAGGAUGUCAAAAAGAGAGUCAGCACGCAGUACAUACAACGGAGGUAAUAGUGAAGAAGCAACAAACUAAUGCCGCUGGGUGCAAUAAACGAAUGGAA